UAAUGUUAAAAAAUACAGUGAAAAAAUAUUGCAUGGAAGGCAGCAAAGUUAAUCAAGUUAUGAUUGCUAUAUUGAUGGUUCUCCCAGUGUUUUCAUACGGCACAGCGGUUGGCUGGCUGUCACCGAUGGGUCCACGGCUGAUGUCUGAAGAGACUCCGGCUGCGAAGCCUGUCCACCCCGACGUCAUAUCCUGGAUGGCGUCAGUCCCAUACUUGGUGGGGACACCAGCGGUCUUCCUCUUUGGUUAUAUCGUGGACAACUAUGGGCGGAAGAAAGCUCUAAUGCUUACUUCUCUUUCAAUGGCUGUUUGUUGGGGUCUGAAACUCUACUCCACCGAAACCUGGGCUCUGAUAACAGCCCGAGCAAUUAUUGGUCUAGGAGUCAGUGGAUCUUACGUAGUCACACCUCUGUACAUAAAGGAGAUAAGCGAAGAUUCUAUACGGGGCACGUUAGGCAGCUUAGUGGUGCUGAGCCAGAAUCUAGGGAACCUAGUAGUUUAUGUGUUAGGGGAAUAUUUGUGUUAUCACGCGAUCUUAUGGAUCUGCUUGGCGAUACCCCUGCUGCAUUUGUUGCUGUUUGCCGCUAUGCCGGAAACGCCUUCUUAUUUAUUGAAGAGUGGAAAAGUUGAGGAUGCCCGAUCAGCAUUAGCAUGGCUGCGCUGCCGGCCAGCUUUAGAUGCAGUAGUCGACACUGAGUUGCAGCUUUUGUUGCUGGAAUUGGAGCAAGACAACAACGGCAGCUUCUUCACCACAAUAAAGACUUUAGUUUCUGACAGCAGCACGUUCCGCGCUUUCCGGAUAACAAUGGCAAUAACCCUAGCCAGGGAGCUUUGCGGAUGCUUGGCAGUCUUACAUUUCGCAUCGCUAAUCUUCAGCCAAGCUAGCGGAGGGUGGGUGCUGACUGCCAAUCAGCAAGCAGCUGUGCUUGGAGUUGUACAACUUGUUGGUUCCUGUACAGCAUCCAGUUUGGUGGAGAGGACGGGGAGAAAGCCUCUUCUAGGUACAACGUGCUUCGUAUCAGGCAUAGCCCUGGGCGCCCUAGGAGCGUGGUUUGCAGCUAGUGAAGGUUCGCACGCAUGGUUGCCCGUGCUUGCGUUAUGCCUGUGCAUAUACUGUGAUGCUGCUGGUCUGCAACCGGUUCCAUUCGUAGUUAUGACCGAGAUGUUCUCCUUCCAGUAUCGAGGCACGGUAACAUCCAUUGUCACAGCGUUCGCCUGCGCAAUAGUAUCCAUAGAACUGCGGGUGUUUCAACCGCUGGCCACCAGCGUUGGUCUUUACCUCAUCUUCUGGAUCUUCUCCGCGGUGUGCCUCAUCAGCACUGUGUACAUUGUCUUCUGUGUUCCGGAGACAAAGAGGAGAACGAUAGAGGAGAUCUACGCGGAAUUCGGCGGAAAGGAGAAGGAGAAAGACUUGGAAGCGCAUGUCACACGAUUGUAGGUUACGAUAUAGUAAUGGAUGUAGAUUUUAUCACAGAAUUAAGAACAUACAGAAACCGUGUACACGACUAAUAUUGAAGCAUCAAAAGCCACUCCACUUUACAUUGAUUUCUCGAACCAACGCUUAGACUUUGCUCUUUUCUAUCAACAAUUUGCCAACUACACGACAUGGCUUAGCAUGGGCAGGAGACAAUUAUAUCCCCGGGGAAAAGACGAAAGUUUAUCUUCUCCCACACAGCUUUAUCAAC
Pararge aegeria (speckled wood butterfly) is the source of this 1683-nucleotide messenger RNA. Its product is annotated as solute carrier family 2, facilitated glucose transporter member 8-like. The record is from RefSeq and is a predicted model, not a curated record. Gene Ontology annotation, molecular function: transmembrane transporter activity. Bases 3 to 1436 code for a protein of 477 amino acids. Gene Ontology annotation, biological process: transmembrane transport. NCBI's taxonomy places the organism in Eukaryota, Metazoa, Arthropoda, Insecta, Lepidoptera, Nymphalidae. Gene Ontology annotation, cellular component: membrane. The transcript is spliced from 7 exons.